Amyelois transitella is the source of this 363-nucleotide messenger RNA. Its product is annotated as larval/pupal rigid cuticle protein 66-like. The coding region runs from base 1 to 363 and encodes 120 amino acids. Gene Ontology annotation, cellular component: extracellular matrix. NCBI's taxonomy places the organism in Eukaryota, Metazoa, Arthropoda, Insecta, Lepidoptera, Pyralidae. The transcript has 2 exons. The record is from RefSeq and is a predicted model, not a curated record.
AUGUUCGCGAAGUUCGUCCCAAUUCUCGCCCUUGUCGCCGUGGCUGCCGCCAGCACCUCCGACUUCACCAGCUUCUCCUACGGGGUCGCUGACCCCUUCACCGGGGACUUCAAACAGCAAGUCGAAUCACGCGCUGGCGACAACGUCAACGGGCAGUACUCCUUGAUCGAACCUGACGGCACCCGUAGAACUGUUGACUACGCUGCUGGCUCUGAGGGUUUCAAUGCUGUCGUCAAGAAAGACCCAGCCGUAAUUGCUGCACCCAUAAUCGCAGCUAAGACCAUCGCCCCUGUCUUCUCUUACCCCUAUGCCCCCUACUUCGCCAAGUUUGGAUACCCCUACGCUUACGCCCGCUAUUAUUGA